GGCGGCAGCGUCCCCUCAGCCCCGCGGCCCGGCAGCGUGCCGAGCGUUCGGCUCCCGCCUCCCUCCUUCCCUGUUCUCGGAGGCUCUGCUCUGUUCCUCCGGCCCUACCGAUACCUGUGGAGUGGCCCGUGAAGAGUCCGUCCCUCUACCCGCAUCUCCUUCCUUUGGGCAGGGAAUGGGGCGCUGGGAGCACCUGGCGCAGAGGUUUGCUGCCUCUUGAGCCGUCCCGCACCUCGUUGUGCCCGCGCAGCUCCGGGGUUUGGCUUUCUACCGGUGGGGUUUGGCUGUCCAACGCCCGCUGAGCCUGGGAACAGCAGCGGUGACACAUCAUGUGCCAGGCGCAAUCCAGGUGGCUGAAGGAUGCCCCUGGGAGAUCUCAAUAGGCACCGAAGGCCUCAAACUUUUGUAGGCGUGAAAAGUGAAGAAAUUAGAAUUGUUUCUGAAAACUCUUUCAAAGAAACCUGGUUCCAGCUUCCAAACGGCUGAAAAAAGCCCCAACGUCUGCUCUAGUGCUUGGAAGGUGAAGGCUGCAGGGCAGGAGUGCUUCCCCCGCCAUCCUGCUGGGAGCUGGUGCCUGUGCUGUGCUGGGAAUGGAAAGCCACGAACGAGACUUGGCAGUGGUCUGUUUUAUGUGAUGAUCUGAGGUCCCCAGGAUGACCUAGCACUUACCUUCACAAACUGGGCCAAGCGGAAGGCCGAGGUGACUUGAAAGAACCCUAGAGGUGGGACCAGGCCAGGAGCAAAAGCGAGUCCCAACCUGAUUGUGUCUGGUCAGAGCUAUAUAUUCUUCUUAAGAGACGCGUUACUGGAGCAGACCUGGAUCUUUUAGCAUCCACUUGAGCUGGAAGCAGCUCGUAGUUUGUUUUGUUUUCUUGUUUUGUUUUUUUUUUAAUUAAUGUUUGUACAAUCUUCUGGAUGUUUUUUUUCAAGAAGGAGUAAAAGGGAGUGUUGGAAACAAACAAACAGGAUUAAAACCCUGAGCGCUUAAGGAAGACAGGUUAAGGAACUUAAUCCAGGAUGGAUAUGCAGGAGCCUCAGCAGCUGGGUAUGUUUGGAGAGAGCGAGCUGAUGUCUGUGGGGAUGGACACUUUUAUCCAUCGCAUCGACUCUACUGAAGUCAUCUACCAGCCACGGCGGAAAAGGGCCAAGCUCAUCGGCAAGUACUUGAUGGGAGACUUGCUUGGAGAAGGAUCUUAUGGCAAAGUGAAGGAGAUGCUGGACUCUGAAACCCUCUGUAGGAGAGCUGUGAAAAUUCUGAAGAAGAAGAAGCUACGCAGAAUUCCCAACGGGGAGGCAAACGUGAAAAAGGAAAUCCAGCUCCUGCGACGACUGCGGCACAAAAACGUUAUCCAGUUGGUGGAUGUGUUGUACAAUGAAGAGAAGCAGAAAAUGUAUAUGGUGAUGGAGUACUGCGUGUGUGGGAUGCAGGAGAUGCUGGACAGUGUCCCAGAAAAGAGGUUUCCAGUUUUUCAGGCUCAUGGGUACUUCUGUCAGCUUAUAGAUGGCUUAGAAUACUUGCACAGCCAAGGGAUUGUCCACAAGGAUAUAAAACCUGGGAACCUCCUGCUGACCACCAAUGGGACGCUGAAAAUAUCUGAUCUAGGCGUAGCAGAGGCAUUGCAUCCAUUUGCAGAGGAUGACACGUGCCGAACGAGCCAAGGGUCGCCAGCAUUCCAGCCACCAGAAAUUGCCAAUGGCCUUGAUACCUUUUCAGGCUUUAAAGUAGACAUCUGGUCCGCAGGGGUGACGCUAUACAACAUUACAACGGGUCUCUACCCCUUUGAAGGGGAUAAUAUAUAUAAGUUAUUUGAAAACAUCGGGAAAGGUGACUUCACAAUUCCAGAGGAUUGUGGUCCUCCACUCUCAGACUUGUUGAGAGGGAUGCUUGAAUACGACCCAGCCAAGAGAUUUUCAAUACAGCAGAUAAGGCAGCACAAUUGGUUUCGUAAGAAACACGCUCAGGCAGAGACUCUGGUGCCCAUACCUCCUAGCCCAGAAACAAAGGACAAGUGGAGAAGUAUGACGGCGGUGCCUUAUCUGGAAGAUCUGCAUGGCUACAAUGAGGACGAAGAUGAUGACUUGUAUGACAUUGAAGAUGAUAUCAUCUACACUCAGGACUUCACAGUACCAGCUGCAGAGGAGGAAGCUGAGGCAGGGCGUAGAGGAGAGAGCGGAGCGCUGGGAAGCCGUGACGAGCUGUGUGCAGGAGGAAGCUGUGCUCCCAUUGGAAAAAGGCACGGAAGAGGAGUGAAGGUUAGCCUAGGGCCCAGAGCACUGCCCUCUCGGGCUUCCAGUGGCCUGAGCUAAUGGCUGGUGCCUUUAACCAAAGGCUGGCUGAGAAGGAAAGCUCUACCUGACCUACAUUAAAGGCGGUUACUCUGCCUGUGCACCCCAGGCUGCUCCUGCUGAGCUGCCCCACAGAAUCCUGCCUCUUCUCACUCUAGCUGAAGUGUUUGGUUUCUCUUCGACUCCUGCAGUGCUGAGCAGUUUGUGUUGCUGCUUGGUUUGUAUUCUUCUUGGUGAUUAAAAAGUGGAAACUCAGGAAGACUUGCACAAUUAGUGAUUGUAUGUCCUGCAGGCUCAGGGCAGAUGUGAGCGUUCUGGUUGCUGCUGAGUGUCUCUGCCUCACAGCCCUGCAGCUGGGCAUUGCACGUUGUUGUUGAUGUGCCACAUCCCUGCUGCUCCUCCUGCUCAGGGAGCUGGGGCUGUGCACCAUGCAGCAAUGCCUGCUGUGCAGGAGCCUGGUGCCCAUGAUGUUCCCCUGCUUGGGAGCUUCUGACAGUGGGAGAUCACCUCUGGAACUGUCACAUCAGCUGUUACAUGCUCCUCAUGCAGACAGCGCCAUUUAAACCCAAAUAAGGGCUGUCACAUCAGAAGAUGACAGGCAAAUUACUGGAAGAUGUCUGAAGUUCUCUAUGGAGCUUGUGCUGUUUCAGAGGGGGUAGAAGAGCUGAAGCUCAGUAGUGGCCCCAUAGACCAGUACUUCCCAUAUUAUACAGUGGCUGGGUGGGCUGAAUGCUGUUUUAUGUCACUCAGCUGCAGCAUGGUGAUGAAUGUCAGCCUUCCAGUUAUUUCAAGAGCUAUUUUGCAGUGGGAUGCAGUGAAAGAAAGCAUCUUCCACCAGCCCAUCUCCAGGCCCUCAUCCAGCACUUUCAUGUUCCGCUCCCGUAGCGAUCAUGGGCUGAGCUGGGUGCUCCCUGACAGGGGUUCCUGGGGGACAGCAAACCCUGCAGUCUGGCUGCAGCCCCAGGGAUCCCUGUGUGGCAGGAGGAGGGUUUCUCUGGGCUGUGUGCUGCCGUGCUGCUCUCUGAGCAGCUGUCACACGGGGUCUUUGGCAGUGUGAACACGUGUGGAUUCGUGUUCCCAAACCACGGGUAGCAUUUAAGCACAGGGUGCAGUCUUCUCCUGCAGACAAGUCACCUAAGGCUGCUUGCAGGGCCGCUUAGCAGCUUUAUAUUAAAGAGAUCUUGGCCAAAACAUCACAAAAGGAUCACAGGGCUGGUGUAGGCUGCCUGUGGGAGCAGUGGGGUGAGGAGGAGCCCAGCAGGAGCUUUGUGCAGCAGGGGCAGCUGGCACAGAGGAUACCUUGUCACUAGUUUUCCCCAAGGCUUCUCCCAGGAUCCUUUGACGUUGCUCAGCUCUAUCCCAGUGUCACAUUUCUAACAGUGAUGCUGUAUUGAAGUAAAAAUAAAGAAGCCAACCCCCUUGUAAGUGACGGGUGAGUUCAGUUUUCUGCUGGGCAGGCAGCGCAGGAGCGUGCCUGACUCACAGGAGUGGGUGUUCAGGUGGGGAAGGGAAGAGAAAACCUCAUUAAAUCUUAGUUGAGAGGAAGAAGGGGCUCUGCGAACGUGCCAUUAUUCUUAAAGGGCUCUUUAAAGAUUUAUGCAGCUCUGCAGAGCCUUAAACAGGACGUGCCCCUGGUUCAAUCGGUGUUAAACAUCUCAGCAGAGGGGAGAGCAGCACGUGCCUCCCUGCAGAGCUGCUUGCCGGGGCUGGGAGCAUCUCGCUGCUGCGGUGCUGGGUUUGUGUUCGGGUGCUCUGCUUUGCUCUGCUUUGCUUUGCUUUGCUCUGCUCCCCUCGUGGCAGCCGUGUGGGGGUCUGAGCUUUGUGUCCCCUCCCACAGCAGUGGCUCAGAGGCUGCAAAACAAACCCUGGUGUCGGGGAGGUGCAUUUCUCACCGCGCACAGCUGACAGACGCCGUGAUUCAAAAGAUCUCCACGGGUUUUUUGUUUUGGAACCUUUCCUGUGCCUGAAUGAACGGGAUGGAGCCAUUAAGAGCCGUGAGAGGCAGCAGGGAUGCGCGUGCUCACCACCUCUCAGCCCUCCCCUCUCUCUUAUUUUUAGCCCUGGGCUGAUGCUGGUCGGUAGGAUGUGGCUGCUCGCGCACGCAGCGCUGGCCACGGCUUCCGCGGGGGCAGGCAGUUGCCAAGAUUUCAUCCUAUGCUGAAUUGUUAUUUUCAUUAAUUUGAACGUCAGCAACUGUCAGCAGUGAAGGAGGUAAAAUUAGCCUGCAGCUCGUCCUCCCUCCUCAGCAUCCAUAACGGCCCCCUGGGAUUGUUCUUUUCGCUGGGAGGAGGGGAUAGGCGCACAAAAGAGAAAUGAGCUGUUGGGAUGUUUUUCCCCCCCCCUCCUCCCCAGUCAGAAAUGUUCAUUGCUUUGGUCAGAGCAACCCGGCCAAGGGAAGGGAAGGAUAAGUGCUCAGCUGUGCUCUGAGGGUGGGUGCUGAGGUCUCUGCUGCGGCACCCAGCCCCCAGCUGGCACUGUGGGGCUGUGCCAGCACUGCUUCUUGUGGGUGCUGGGCUGGGCCUUUGGAUCCCUGCAGCUUUUUGGGGUUGAGGUAAGUGCUGAACGUGACUCUGAACCAAGAGACCAGACACGAUGUCCCCUCGUGUUUGUGAAUGACUUCCAGCCAUGGAGGAGGAGGAGGACGUGCUGUGGGAGGACCCCCAACCCGUCCCAGUGCCCCCUCUGCCCCAUGCCGUGGGGUGAGAGCUGGUGCGUGGUGCUGAUGCUGCGCUCGGCCUUGGAGGAGAAAGGAUGGAGCAUCCUCUAAAGAAAAUUAUACAUAAUCAUCUUACAGCUCUCGCUUCCACUCAAACCUCUGAGUCAUAACUGAAGGGCCCUGGAGCGUGACGUUCCUGGUGGAAGGAAAUUGCCGUGGCUGGAUCUGGUGUGGGGGAGCAGGGGGACCUGAGGAGCCCUUCCUUCAUCCCCAUGGAGCUGCAGUGCAAUGGGAGCGCGGCGGUGCCCCUCCUGCCCUGGUCAGAGACCCCCCCCCCCCCGAGUCAGUCCCCAGGUACAGGGAUGUGACUGGAGCCCACAUCAGCUGCGAGGCACUGGGACACCUCUCUUGGGGGCCCUGUGCCCCCGGUGCUGAGUCACUGCACUGAGCUGAGCGGAUGGAGAGGGCUGCUCUGGGGCCAGCGGAGCAAACCGACCCCAUCCAUUGCAGGGCACACAGCUGUGCCCCGGUCCCUGCAGCGGGAUAACGCCCUUCUUCGGCUGGAGCAGCGUGAAACUGCGCACCCUUUGCCUUCAGUUUCCUUCUCCUCUGUCCCGAGUGUCGGAGAGCAGAGGCGCUCCAGCCGGGCAGGCGCUGCCACGGCCUCACGCUGCGUUCCC
This is a messenger RNA of Lagopus leucura (white-tailed ptarmigan), 5622 nucleotides long. It is a transcript of the gene STK11, whose product is annotated as serine/threonine kinase 11. Gene Ontology annotation, biological process: protein phosphorylation; positive regulation of vesicle transport along microtubule; establishment of cell polarity. Bases 1018 to 2307 code for a protein of 429 amino acids. The transcript has 9 exons. Gene Ontology annotation, molecular function: ATP binding; protein kinase activator activity; protein serine/threonine kinase activity. Gene Ontology annotation, cellular component: cytoplasm; nucleus. The record is from RefSeq and is a predicted model, not a curated record. NCBI's taxonomy places the organism in Eukaryota, Metazoa, Chordata, Aves, Galliformes, Phasianidae.